UCCGCGGCGAUGGCGGCGCUGCGCUGGCGGGCGCUGCUGGGCCCGCUCGAAGCACGGCUGAGGGCCGGGCCCCGCGCCCCGCUCCGCUCCGCCGCCUCCGCCCCGCCGCUCUACGAUGUGGUGGUGUCGGGCGGGGGCAUGGUCGGGAGCGCCAUGGCCGCCGUUCUGGGGCAUGACAUCCACUUCCAUGAUAAAAAGAUUGCUUUGCUGGAGGCUGGUCCUAGGAAAGAAUAUGAUCACAUGCCAGACAGUUACAGCAACAGGGUCAGUUCCAUCUCCCCAGGAUCAGCAACCCUCCUAAGCAGUUGUGGUGCCUGGGAUCAUGUCUGCAGCCUGAGACUCAAACCAUUCCGGCGAAUGCAGGUGUGGGAUGCUUGUUCAGAAGCCAUGAUCGUUUUUGAGAAAGAUGACUUAGAUGACAUGGGUUACAUAGUGGAGAAUGAUGUCAUUAUGUCUGCUCUCACAAAACAGUUAGAUGCAGUAGCAGACCGGGUGGAGGUCUUCUACAGGAGCAAAGCAGUUGGGUACACCUGGCCCCUUCCAUCCCAUGGCUGUGACACAAGCCCUUGGGUCCAAGUUGAGUUAGCUGAUGGACGCAGACUUCAGACCAAGCUGCUGAUUGGUGCAGAUGGUCAUAACUCUAUGGUCCGAAAGGAAGCUGAAAUUAAGAACAUUGAACAUCAGUAUGACCAGUCAGCUGUGGUGGCAACUCUCCAUUUAUCUGAGGCCACAGACAACAAUGUAGCAUGGCAGCGGUUCCUUCCCACUGGGCCAAUUGCGCUUCUUCCGCUGUCUGACACUGCCAGCUCUCUGGUCUGGUCUACAUCUCAUGACCAUGCAUCGGAACUUCUUGCUAUGGAUGAGGAAAGCUUUGUGGAUAGCAUCAACUCUGCCUUUUGGAGCAACAUAAACCACUCUGACUUCAUUGACACUGCUGGGGCCAUGUUUCGUUCUGCCAUUUCACUCCUGAAGCCCUCAGGGACUGCAGUCCGUCAGCUGCCCCCAAGUGUUGCUAAAGUAGAUCCAGAGAGCCGAGCCAUGUUCCCCCUUGGACUGGGCCACGCCACAGAGUACGUCCAGCACCGCGUGGCUCUCAUCGGGGAUGCAGCACACAGAGUCCACCCCCUUGCAGGACAAGGAGUGAACCUGGGCUUUGGUGAUAUUGCAUGUUUAGCUCAUCACCUCAGUGCAGCAGCCUUCAACGGGAGCGAUCUGGGCUCCUUAAAACACCUCCUCAAGUUUGAAACAGAACGUCAGAGGCAUAAUGUCUCCUUGAUAGUUGCUACUGAUAUGCUAAAAAGGCUGUACUCUACCACACUGGCUCCUCUGGUGUUGUUGAGGACAUGGGGAUUGCAAGCAACAAAUGCCCUGCCUCCUGUCAAAGAGCAAAUCAUGGCUUUUGCCAGCAAGUGAUCUGUUGUCAGUCUGCCUGUCAGCAGCUUGCCUAUGAAUGCAUUGCCCUUAAAAGGACUGUGACUGACUUGAAUCUUUGAAUUUUUAAUUUACAAUAAAACUGAGGGAUUGAGCUGUG
This is a messenger RNA of Haemorhous mexicanus (house finch), 1531 nucleotides long. RefSeq names its product coenzyme Q6, monooxygenase (gene COQ6). The transcript has 12 exons. Gene Ontology annotation, cellular component: mitochondrion. Bases 10 to 1413 code for a protein of 467 amino acids. The record is from RefSeq and is a predicted model, not a curated record. Gene Ontology annotation, molecular function: oxidoreductase activity, acting on paired donors, with incorporation or reduction of molecular oxygen, NAD(P)H as one donor, and incorporation of one atom of oxygen; FAD binding; 2-octaprenyl-6-methoxyphenol hydroxylase activity. NCBI's taxonomy places the organism in Eukaryota, Metazoa, Chordata, Aves, Passeriformes, Fringillidae. Gene Ontology annotation, biological process: ubiquinone biosynthetic process.